Messenger RNA from Pipistrellus kuhlii (Kuhl's pipistrelle), 2633 nucleotides. RefSeq names its product thioredoxin interacting protein (gene TXNIP). Gene Ontology annotation, biological process: protein transport. The transcript has 8 exons. Gene Ontology annotation, cellular component: cytoplasm. Lineage: Eukaryota; Metazoa; Chordata; Mammalia; Chiroptera; Vespertilionidae. The coding region runs from base 160 to 1335 and encodes 391 amino acids. The record is from RefSeq and is a predicted model, not a curated record. Gene Ontology annotation, molecular function: ubiquitin protein ligase binding.
UGCCUGGUUUUGCCAUCUUUCCCCAGAGUUGUCCAGAGUUUGAAGAGGAAAAGACUCACCUUUUCAAGUCUCCGUUACUUUAAAGUCCCCGCGGAUUUAGGGUUCCGUUACCCCCUCCACGACCCGCCCGUGAAACUCCCUAGCCCACCCGGCCUGACCAUGGUGAUGUUCAAGAAGAUCAAGUCCUUCGAGGUGGUCUUCACCGACCCCGACAAGGUGUACUGCAGCGGCGAAAAGGUGGCCGGCCGCGUGGUGGUGGAGGUGUGCGAGGUGACGCGGGUCAAGGCCGUGCGGGUGCUGGCCUGCGGGGUGGCCAAGGUGCUGUGGAUGCAGGGCUCCCAGCAGUGCAAGCAGACCCUGGAGUACCUGCGCUACGAGGACACGCUGCUGCUGGAGGACCAGCCCACAGGUGAGAACGAGAUGGUUAUCAUGAGACCUGGAAACAAAUACGAGUACAAGUUUGGCUUUGAGCUUCCUCAGGGGCCUCUGGGAACAUCCUUCAAAGGAAAAUACGGGCGUGUGGACUACUGGGUGAAGGCUUUUCUGGACCGCCCCAGCCAGCCCACGCAAGAGACAAAGAAAGACUUUGAAGUGAUGGAUCUGGUGGAUAUCAACACCCCCGAUCUGAUGGCGCCGGUGUCUGCCAAAAAGGAGAAGAAGGUUUCCUGCAUGUUCAUUCCCGAUGGGCAGGUGUCCGUCUCCGCCCGGAUUGACAGGAAAGGAUUUUGUGAAGGUGACGAGAUUUCCAUCCACGCUGACUUUGAAAACACGUGUUCUCGCAUCGUGGUUCCCAAAGCCGCCAUCGUAGCCCGCCACACGUACCUGGCCAACGGCCAGACCAAGGUGCUGACGCAGAAGCUGUCCUCCGUCCGGGGCAACCACAUCAUCUCAGGGACCUGUGCGUCCUGGCGCGGCAAGAGCCUCCGCGUGCAGAAGAUCAGGCCCUCCAUCCUGGGCUGCAACAUCCUCCGAGUUGAAUAUUUCCUGCUGAUCUACGUGAGCGUCCCGGGCUCCAAGAAGGUCAUCCUGGACCUGCCCCUCGUGAUCGGCAGCCGGUCCGGUCUGAGCAGCCGCACGUCCAGCAUGGCCAGCCGGGCCAGCUCCGAGAUGAGUUGGGUGGAUCUGAACAUCCCGGACACCCGAGAAGCUCCUCCUUGCUAUAUGGAUAUCAUUCCUGAAGAUCACAGGCUGGAGAGCCCCACCACUCCCCUGCUGGACGACACAGACGGCUCUCAGGACAGCCCUAUUUUCAUGUAUGCGCCCGAGUUCAAGUUCAUCCCACCACCGACCUACACUGAGGUGGAUCCCUGCAUCCUCAACAACAAUGUGCAGUGAGCGUGCGGGAGAGAAGCAGCAGCUGCAUCUACUUGUCUCUUUCCGCCUCUUCCUGGACUCUGACUUUUCCAGAGGCUCAGCGGUCUCUGCAGUGGGGCUUGGUCCACCCCAGCCUCUGACUCCUCAGCGGAGGAGGUGACCAGCGGGCAGUCUCCCGGGCCUUGAGGGAUGCGCUCUCGUCCUCAGCCAGCCAAGAUGAUGUGAUACCGGGGUGUUCGCUAUAGAUGGGUAUAAAAACCUAGGCCCAUCCCAUUUUCUGAGAUCGCCUUGAACAUGGAGGCAUAUUCAGACGUUUUGAAUGGCCUCCUGGCAUGGUCUUCCCAAGGUUUUUUGCAGGGGAAUAUACAUAUAGAUGGAUCGUUAUAAUGAUACCAGAUCAUGUGGCGCAGAAUCCAUUGUAGCAAACUGGGAAAACGGAAAGGGGGAAGAAGUCAUCUUUAAAACUUGGGGGAAAAGGAGGUCCUUAAAAUCAUCCUUGCCCUUUGUAAAUGUAUAGAAAAAAAAAAUGAACACUGUCCAGGCUGAUUGGGCCUGGACUUUGGAGAGCUGUGUGACCUAAGGGAAGAAGCUCUGAGGCGUCUUGGCUUAGACUGUACUGCAGCCUGACGUUCAGCAUUCAUAGUCCUUUAAGCCAUGUGUAGAGCCUGUUGCACCGUGUUCUGUUGCAGACGUCUUUAUGUGGGAGAACGUGUUUUCCUUUUCAUGCGACUCCUCGGAAUGGAUUCCGAGGUGAUGUUUUUAGCACUUUAGUUCCUGUCAUUUUAUUUUUUUCUAGCUCAAAACGUAAGCUAAAACUGGUCUAUGUGUCUAGAGAUAAGCACAAGGACAGAUAAGUUACUGUGGAGACUUUGUCCCGGUGGACAGAGUCCUGGGAUUCGGACACUCCACCUGUAUGUAUGGGAGGAGCUGCCGCCACCAGCCCUGCCCACGGUGACCUCCGCCCCGAGGAGAAGCGAGGUCAGGGUGCCAGCCCUGGUCAGAGCUGCCACACGUCGCCCUGAGAAACCAGAGGGCAGGUCUCCCCCAGGCCCCGGGCUCCCCUCGCUCCGGUGUUGGGGGGCGGGGGUGUGGACAGCCCCUCUCGCUGCAGCCUUUAGCACUUUGUCCCCCCUCCUGUGUCAGAGCACUGAGCUCCGCCCUUUUCCGAGCGAGUAUGUGGACUGAAGGUGGUUUAAUGUUUUUUUAAUUGUGUAUCUUUUGUAUGAUUGAAAAAACUAUAUUUUGUACUUAACCAGAUAUAUUUUCACCCCCAGUAGGGGAUAUUCUUUAUAAAAAAUAAAGUUUUUUAAUGGCAAAAA